AUGGCUGAACAAAGACAGGAUACUCUAAACAAAAGAAAAGUGUUUACUAGAAGCGAUGCUGUUGUUGGGGAUGAUGAGAAUAAGGAGGUGUCUAUAAAGCAGGCUGAGUCUCCAAAGAAGCAGUUAACGAGAGAUCUUUCAUAUGCCGAUUCUAUGGGUAUUGAUGUUUUACGUUUUGUGGAGAACACACUUCAUAAGAAUGCUAAAGAUCGGGAAUUUUUGCUUUUUAUUGAAGAGGAGACGAGGAAAUUUGUUGAGGAUGAAAGCAAAUCCUAUCAUUGGUUUCCUCCAACAUCUUCCUACAAUCGAAUGUUGAUUCAUCGUGUUGCGGCUUUCUUUGGGCUUAUUCACAAUGUGGAUCAAAGUGGACAACAAGUGGUGAUUACUAAACAGAAGGGGCAUACACGAAUGUUUGUUUUACUUUUUUUAGGGGAUUUUUUAAAGGAAAUCCGAAAAAAUCCAAAAAUGGACAUUUGGUCCCAAAAAAUAUUUUUCUUUCUCAAAUUGGUUUUUUAA
Messenger RNA from Meloidogyne enterolobii, 516 nucleotides. The record is from the annotation of a GenBank genome assembly. Lineage: Eukaryota; Metazoa; Nematoda; Chromadorea; Rhabditida; Meloidogynidae.